AUGGUUGAGUUAACAGAAAUUAAAGAAGAAAACGCCAAUGUUGAAGUUGACGGUCAAUCUCAGCCAAUAGUUGAAGAUUCUAUUGUCAAUGUUACUAAUAAACAAGAAUCUGGUGAGCUUUCAGAUGAUGAAUUUGAUAGUGAUUUCGAUGAUGAUUUCAAUGAAAAUGAAACUUUAUUAGAAAGAUUAUCAGCUUUAAAAGAUAUUGUACCACCAAAGCAAAGAAAUAUUGUAAGCAAUUGUUAUACAAAGACAACAAGCAUCAUUAAAUCUAUCUUUGCAAAGACUGGUUCUGUGACUUGGGCUUUAACAACUUCUGCUUUAUUGUUGGGUGUUCCAUUAUCUUUAUCUAUAUUAUCUGAACAACAGUUGAUUGAAAUGGAAAAAUCAUUUGAUUUACAAAAAGAUGCUAAUGACAUUUUGGCUCAAGGUGAUUCUCAAACUAAUACUAAUCCAUUAGCUUAA
Tetrapisispora phaffii CBS 4417 is the source of this 465-nucleotide messenger RNA. Its product is annotated as mitochondrial import receptor subunit TOM22. The transcript has a single exon. Gene Ontology annotation, biological process: intracellular protein transport. Lineage: Eukaryota; Fungi; Ascomycota; Saccharomycetes; Saccharomycetales; Saccharomycetaceae. Bases 1 to 465 code for a protein of 154 amino acids. The record is from RefSeq and is a predicted model, not a curated record. Gene Ontology annotation, cellular component: mitochondrial outer membrane.